AUGCAGUUUCACUACUCAGGUGACUGUCUCAGAGAUCUAGGGUGCUAUCCAAACUCCACUGGAGGACUCCAGUGUCAGUGUGAAGACCAGUUUGCUUGGUCAUGUAACAAGUGUGCUGAGUACGGCGCAUGCACACCAGUGGACUUUGAUAUAGACCUUGAACUGCACAUCCCAGUAUCUAGUGUGCCCCAAAAUUUCAGUGUUGUGCUCAGAAAUAUUCUGAGAAAUUUCUCCUUCCCCAAAAUCAUCACUGGGUCUUUAACACUGAAAGACUUGAACUUCACCACAUGGUGCUAUCCAAACUCCACUGGAGGACUCCAGUGUCAGUGUGAGGACCAGUUUGCUUGGUCAUGUAACAAGUGUGAUGAGUACGGCGCAUGCAGUAAUGUCACCUCACAAACCUGUGAUUGCAUAAAGGGAUUUCCUCUGAGUGGGGAGUUCUGUCAACCAAUCACAACACCAGUGGACUUUGAUAUAGACCUUGAACUGCACAUCCCAGCAUCUAGUGUGCCCCAAAAUUUCAGUGUUGUGCUCAGAAAUAUUCUGAGAAAUUUCUCCUUCCCCAAAAUCAUCACUGGGUCUUUAACACUGAAAGACUUGAACUUCACCACAUGGUGCUAUCCAAACUCCACUGGAGGACUCCAGUGUCAGUGUGAGGACCAGUUUGCUUGGUCAUGUAACAAGUGUGAUGAGUACGGCGCAUGCAGUAAUGUCACCUCACAAACCUGUGAUUGCAUAAAGGGAUUUCCUCUGAGUGGGGAGUUCUGUCAACCAAUCACAACACCAGUGGACUUUGAUAUAGACCUUGAACUGCACAUCCCAGCAUCUAGUGUGCCCCAAAAUUUCAGUGUUGUGCUCAGAAAUAUUCUGAGAAAUUUCUCCUUCCCCAAAAUCAUCACUGGGUCUUUAACACUGAAAGACUUGAACUUCACCACAUGGUGCUAUCCAAACUCCACUGGAGGACUCCAGUGUCAGUGUGAGGACCAGUUUGCUUGGUCAUGCGACAAGUGUGAUGAGUACGGCGCAUGCAGUAAUGUCACCUCACAAACCUGUGAUUGCAUAAAGGGAUUUCCUCCUGAUGGAGAAUUCUGUGAACCAGUCACAAUGCCAACUAUUACAACCACAGCGAUGUCAACUACAACAACAACAGCAAUGCCAACUACUACAACCACAGCAAUGUCAACUACUACAACAACAUCAACUACUGCUUUUGUUAAAACAGAUAAAUUUGAUAUGACCAUAAAUGUGGAAUUUAAUCCUCAAAUAUGUGAUGAUGUAACAUUUGGAAAGGCAGUUAGUGGUUUCAGAGCCAGAAUACCCUGUGCAAACAAUGAGGAAGGAGAAAAGAGUGCAUUGUGCAACAACAGAACAUAUACUGAUAGACAAGACACCUGCAUACUGCAACCCAUUAAGGAGCUGCUUGACCAGUCUGAGGUCUUGACUGCCACUACACUGCCAGCAUUUUUGCAACAGCUCAGUAAUGUUACUAAUGGGAAUUCUAAUCAAGUGGUUAACUCACCUAAAAAUAUUGAUGCUGUUGUUCAAAUCCUCAGAAAUGUAGCAGACAGAACAGAAUUAUUAAACAUCUCAAUCAAUGAAAACUCAAUGAAGGAUAUCCUGAGAACUGCAGGUGUUCUCACCACAGAUCAGGCAAGGGACUCAUGGAACAUUCUGAACAAAAAAGAUGAAAGUAUCUCGUAUAACAUCUCUAAACCUGACAUUGUUAGUUCAUCAUUAUUGCAGUCUCUUGAAAAUAUAACAAAACACCUUGCCAGUUUCAAUAAUUCUGGUAUUGACACGCCUUUAAUCAUCUUGAACAGAACUAUUUACACAAACCCUAUCAUUGGUGAUUUUAAUUCUUCAGUGGAGAUAGAAAUACCAGAGAAUGAGGGUAAAAAUAAGUCAAUCACAGUGAUAACAUUUGCCUCUCUGAAUAAUGUACUCCCUGCAAGAGAAAUAGACAAUUCAUCGAUUAAGGUCAUCGGUGGCAGGGUUGUACUUGUUCAGUCAAGUGGCCAAAUCAAUAAUAUCUCUUUGACAUUUGAUAUUUUAAUUGAUACACUGAGAAAUCCAAAAUGUGUCUUCUGGAACUUCAGUCUCCUUAAUAAUCUCGGAGGAUGGGACGAUGAGGGCUGUGAAGUGGUAAAUUCAAAUGAAACUGGAACUGUCACCUGCAACUGCAACCACCUGACCUCAUUCUCUAUCCUGAUGUCACCAAACAGUCCAGAUAGCCCAAUUUUGGACUAUAUAACCUACAUCGGAGUUGGCAUUUCCAUGGGUUCCUUGGUCAUAUGUCUCAUCAUUGAAGGACUCAUAUGGAGAAAAAUAAGAACGAAUGAAACCUCUUACCUGCGUCAUGUUUCCAUAGUUAACAUUGCUGUGUCCCUCCUGAUUGCAGAUAUUUGGUUUAUAUCUGGAGCAGCCAUUUCACAUGCAAAAAACCACUCAGCAUGCACUGCAGCUACAUUUUUUAUCCAUUUUUUCUACCUAGCUCUGUUCUUCUGGAUGUUUGCCUCAGCUCUGUUGCUGCUCUACCGUACAACUAAUGUCUUUGGUGGGGGUUUGUCUAAAGCAUCUAUGCUGGCCAUUGGAUUUUCUCUAGGCUACGGAGCUCCUCUAAUCAUAGCAAUAGUAACUAUAGCUGCAACUGUACCUGACAACAAAUAUAUCAGAGAAAAUGUAAUCUGCUGGCUCAACUGGGAUGAGUCCAAAGCUCUACUGGCAUUUGUGAUUCCUGCACUUUCAAUAGUGCUGAUAAAUCUCAUUAUCCUGGUUGUGGUUUUGUACAAAAUUAUAAGGAGAAGGGUUGGAACAACUGCUGCACAAGCAGGUGAAAGGAGCGUUUUACUGGUUAUUGUCAAGAGUUUGGCUGUGCUUACACCAUUUUUUGGAAUAACUUGGGGUUUGGGAGCUGGACUUCUGGCGGAUCCAAAAAACAUGGGAAUCAAUAUUGCAUUCGCAUUCUUCAAUUCGCUACAGGGCUUCUUUAUUUUGGUGUUUGGGACACUGCUGGAUGGUAAGACCAGAUAA
Messenger RNA from Pelmatolapia mariae (spotted tilapia), 3030 nucleotides. Its product is annotated as adhesion G protein-coupled receptor F5-like. The transcript has 14 exons. The coding region runs from base 1 to 3030 and encodes 1009 amino acids. Gene Ontology annotation, biological process: cell surface receptor signaling pathway; adenylate cyclase-activating G protein-coupled receptor signaling pathway. Gene Ontology annotation, molecular function: G protein-coupled receptor activity. Gene Ontology annotation, cellular component: membrane. The record is from RefSeq and is a predicted model, not a curated record. Lineage: Eukaryota; Metazoa; Chordata; Actinopteri; Cichliformes; Cichlidae.